Molecule: messenger RNA, 2028 nt
Organism: Abrus precatorius (Indian licorice)
Lineage: Eukaryota; Viridiplantae; Streptophyta; Magnoliopsida; Fabales; Fabaceae
Exons: 2
Coding region: 1-2028 (675 amino acids)
Molecular function (GO): nucleic acid binding; zinc ion binding
Source: RefSeq, a predicted model, not a curated record
AUGAAAUGCGAUAUACACGAGAAGGAAGAACAAACAAUUGCUAGAUUUCUUGGAGGGCUAAAUCCUGAAAUUUCUCAGCUUGUCCAACUACAACGGUAUUGGACUCUGGACGAUGUCGUCAAAUUAGCCAUUCGAGUUGAAAAGCAACUCCCUAAAAGAUCAAUUUUCCAACCAUCAUCCUCACAAAGCUCUUUUACCCCUCGCAAAGCUCAACCAUCGCAACCUGCAGCUCUAAACAAAACCCUUUCCAACCCUGUUAAAGACACUAGUCCCAAACAACCAACCCAAUCCAAACCGUCCAAAUGCUUCAAAUGCCAAGGUUAUGGGCACAUUGCUUCCGACUGUCCAAAUCGAAGAGUUGUCACUAUCAUUGAAGGAGAGGCCUAUGAAGCAUCUAAAGAAGAAUCUGAAUUCUACCAAAAUGAUUUCAACAGUCCUCCAGUGUUUGAUGAAGAGUUGACCCCAGCAGAUCAUAGAGAAGCCUUAGUGGUUAGACGUAGUCUUCACACAGCAGCCGUUAGAGAAGAACCAUGGAUGAGACAUAAUAUAUUCCACACUCGAUGCACCACUCAAGGUAAAAUUUGUGAUGUCAUCAUCGAUAGUGGAAGUUGUGAAAACAUUGUGUCUAGCUACAUGGUGGAGAAAUUGAAGCUUCCUACUGAGGAUCAUCCACAUCCCUACAAGCUACAAUGGCUGAAUAAGGGUAGUGAAGUCAAGGUUAGUCAACGUUGCCUAGUUGCUUUCUCAAUCGGACAAAAAUAUCAAGAUGAAGUUUGGUGUGACGUCCUUCCCAUGGAUGCCUAUCACCUCUUAUUAGGACGACUAUGGCAAUACGAUCGAAAGAUUGUGUAUGAUGGGUUUAAGAAUACCUACUCAUUCGUCAAAGAUGGAGUAAGAAUUAGGUUGACUCCAUUGGGUCCUGAAGAAGUCAACCCAACCUCACGUAAAGCCAAACCACUCGUAUCCCUAAUCUUUAAACCUCAACUUAAGAUGACGCGAGAAGAAUCCCAAUCAAUAAGCUUAUUACUCAUGGUCGAACAAAAUAUUGGAGCACCUAUUCCACAAGAAAUAGAAAAGCUCCUUGCAGAAUACCCAGAUGUGGUACUUGAAGAAAUUCUUCCUGGUUUACCACCUAUAAGGGACAUCCAGCAUGCCAUCGACUUCAUUCCAGGAGUUGUUAUCCCAAACAAACCUACUUAUAGGAUGAGUCCACAUGAACAUGCUGAAGUACAGCGUCAAGUGGAGGAUCUUCUCAAAAAAGGAUUGAUACAGGAGAGUGUCAGUCCAUGUACAGUCCCUGUUAUAUUGGUCACCAAGAAAGAUGGAAGUUGGAGAAUGUGCAUGGAUAGUCAAGCCGUGAAUAAGAUUACCAUAAAGUAUCAAUUCUCGAUUCCACGACUCGAUGAUAUGCUAGACCAGCUACAUGGUGCAGUCUUAUUCUCGAAGAUUGACCUUCGUAGUGGCUAUAAUCAGAUUAGAGUAUGUCCUGGUGAUGAGUGGAAGACCGCUUUCAAGAUAAGAGAUGGGCUAUAUGAGUGGACUGUCAUGCUCAAAAGUAAGGGAGAACAUCUAAACCAUAUUCGCCAAGUGUUGGACGUUCUUCAUGAGCAAAAGUUGUAUGCCAACCUCAAAAAGUGCACCUUCUUGACCAAUGAAGUAAAUUUUUUGGGCUACAUCAUUACGAGCGAAGGUGUCAAGGUUGAUCCUAGCAAGGUUGAAGCAAUCAUCAGCUGGCCUACCCCUAUACUUGAAAGGGAUGUUAUUGGUCACAUUCAAAGGUGUAGAAUAUGUCACCUUGCCAAGUCCAAAAGCCAAAACACUGGGCUAUACCUACCUCUUCCAGUACCAGUUACACCAUGGGAAGAUAUCAGCAUAAAUUUUGUGCUAGGAUUACCUUGUACACAACGACAGAAGGACUCAGUAAUGGUGGUCGUGGACCGAUUCUCUAAAAUGGCCCAUUUUAUACCUUGCCAAAAGACCAAUGAUGUUAUUCACAUUGUUGAUUUAUUUUUCAAGGAGAUUGUUUGA